Molecule: messenger RNA, 687 nt
Organism: Didymodactylos carnosus
Lineage: Eukaryota; Metazoa; Rotifera; Eurotatoria; Philodinida; Philodinidae
Source: the annotation of a GenBank genome assembly
AUGGAUCAAAAGACAAACAGUCUUCAGAAAAAGCGGUCAUCAUUGUUUUCUACAGAGAAACCAGUUAAUCCUCUUAUAAGAGCAUAUUUACUUAUUUAUAAUGGAGCAUUAGCUGUCGGAUGGACAGUAAUAUUGUAUGAAACGUUAAAAAAUGUAUUAACUUAUCGUUCGUUAAAAGAUUUAAGAGAAUGUUAUGGAUUAUGGAAAUCAGUCGAAGUACCGUUAAAAAUUUAUCAAACAGCAGCAUUCAUGGAAGUUUUACAUGCUGCACUUGGUUUAGUCAGAUCGAAUGCAAUGAUUGUAUUUAUUCAAAUAAUAUCACGUGUAUUUUUGGUAUGGGGCGUCGUUAAUUAUAUUUCAUACGCUCAAUUGACACCCGGUCUAUUGAUAGCUGUAACAUGUUGGUCUAUAACAGAAAUCAUCCGUUAUUCAUAUUAUGCUUUAAAUUUGUUUAAUUCAUCUCCAUCAUGGUUAACAUAUUGUAGAUACACAUUUUUUAUUGUAUUAUAUCCACUCGGCGUAGUAGGUGAAUUGUGGACAAUUUCAAAAGGAAUGUCGUCCAUCUAUUCUCAACCACAUCGAAAUCAUUAUUCUAUAUUAUUACCAAAUAAAUAUAAUUUUGGACUAGAUUAUUUUUACCUUCUGUGUAUUGUCGUUUCAGCCUAUAUUUUUAAUUUAAUUGGUUAA